Messenger RNA from Polyodon spathula (Mississippi paddlefish), 3125 nucleotides. RefSeq names its product receptor activity-modifying protein 3-like. Gene Ontology annotation, cellular component: signaling receptor complex; cell surface; membrane. NCBI's taxonomy places the organism in Eukaryota, Metazoa, Chordata, Actinopteri, Acipenseriformes, Polyodontidae. Gene Ontology annotation, molecular function: coreceptor activity. Gene Ontology annotation, biological process: calcium ion transport; G protein-coupled receptor signaling pathway; regulation of G protein-coupled receptor signaling pathway. Bases 396 to 890 code for a protein of 164 amino acids. The transcript has 4 exons. The record is from RefSeq and is a predicted model, not a curated record.
GUAGACCGCAUAUCAACUUGAAGGAGCAGGACAGACCAGUCACACAUAACACUGGCAUAUGCACUGACACGCUAGUAAACCUGCCAGGCUUUUUGUCGGAUUUCUCUAUUUUAAGGAUAACUCUGUGACACUGACGUCCGUAUUUCAAAGCCAUUGCAACUCGAAUUCCCAAACCCUGGUUUCUAUUGGAAAGUUGGCUUUGCAUAACACGGAGAUAAUACUGGAAUAAAAACUGACAUAAAAACUUAAUAAUAACAGUAUAUAUAUUUAUUUGCAUUUUUUGUAAAGGGGGUUGUUAUACAUGAAUGAUGUUUUGCUUUACGCAUUUACUCGCCAGCUGAAAGCGUAUUGAAUGCAUUAGAUUCAACCACUGGGUCGUCAUCCUUUUGAUCGUAAUGGAUAAAAAUGCCUUCUUUGUGUUCAAACUUUCUGUUGUUGCAAUAUUGGCAAACAGCUUGAUGACGAGUGGACUUUCAGCCACGGAAGACAAACUUCAACAGAUCCAUAAACCAAAUGUAAUUACAUGUAAUGAAACUGCCCUGAUGCUGAAGAUGUCAAGAUGUGAAGAUGACUUUAAGAGAGAUAUGGACCUCGUAGAUCCAAAGAACUGGUGUAACUUGACAUAUUAUAUCAAGGAAUACAACACAUUCUCCACCUGUACUGAGCAUAAUGCUGAGAAAGUAGGUUGCUUCUGGCCAAAUCCACUUGUUGAGAGCUUCAUUAUCAGCAUCCACAAACACUUUUUCUCAAACUGUACUUCGGACCAAGUGGUUUGGGAGGAUCCCCCAGACAACAUGCUCACUGUCCUCAUUUUAAUUCCUGUGCUCCUGACGGUUCUCAUAAUAGCGCUGGUGGUGUGGUGCAGUAAACGCAACGACUUCCUGUUGUAAUCCAGACCGCACAGAGAUUAGGGUUUUAUUUGCAUGUUUUCAUCCUGCCAAGCAAAGAGUGAAAGGACGCACUUCAUUUCUUAUUUUAAUUGUGUUUAAUUGGUUGCUCCUCCAGAGCUAUCUGAAUCUAUUUGCAUUUUAUGGGAUCCAAAAUAAGGCCAGAAGUCUCCAGAGUUGUCUCUGGAAAUCUUAGAAAUCUGUAGAUUAACUUUGGAUAGUAAACCCAGCUCACUAUGACAGAACCCCCCCAGCCUUUUUGAGGUUGUUAAUAAUUAGUAUGGUGUAUCAUGGGCAAGAGCAAUGGAAAUGGAUUUGUGUUGUUUUAUAAUGUUUUGCUGCAGAUUCAGCCAGAAUACCAGUGAUUCUUAGCAGGGAAGUCAACAAGCAGUCAGCAAUGUCAUAAACAAUAGCGUUUUUUAGGGGUGCUAAAAUGAUACCAGGGGCUUAACAGAGGACUAUAAUAAAUUUAAAUGUAUAAUAUUUUACUUUCCAUCUAUUUAUCAAUUCAUACAAUAUGGUUUGAUACCAUGUUCUGAUUAUCUGUAAAUCUUGUACUGUUCUAAUACUUAGAGUAUAAUUUUAAAUCUUUAAUUAAAAAUCAAUAAAUUAUAUGUCAUACCCAUACAACAUUUCUCUUUAUGUUUUCUACCAAGCAAAUGUUGGCAGUUACAGGUAUGCAUUUUUGUCACAUUACCUUAGAUUUCUGCUGCUGUACAUUUACCAAAAUGUUUUUCACAUUAAAGAGUAAGUAGCUUUAAAUUACAAUUUCAUUUGCAGUGCCCUUUAUGGGUGUUUGUAAUACGUAUGAGUGGUUGUAAUUGCCAGUACCUUUUUACUUUUCAAUAUAGUCUAUUUUGAGUUGCUUUGACCUAAGUUCAGAAGCUGCUCUGUGGUUCUAGUGGCAAACCAUAGACAUAUGUAACACAGGCUAGAUUAUCUAAAGUGCUUUGUAGUUGUAAGAGUGCCAUUUACUAUUGUCAGCAAUACAAAAGGAAAUGUGUUCUACAAUAGUUGUUCACUAGAUGGCGCUUACUACUAUAAAGACAAACCCAGUACCGGACAUAAGUCAGAGGCAGGCAUGAAAAUAUCCCUGCCUAGAUUGAGAAGAAAUCAAAAAAGUUUCUGAUUGUAAAACAUGCAUUCCAAAUAUCUGUAUUAAUCAAUUUUAAAAUAAGUUAUUGGCAAGAAAUGCCAUUUAGAUCUGAAACUGCCACUCAAGUUGUGUAGUUGUAAACUAUUUUUGAGCUUGUCUAAUAAUAAUUUUGUGAUACCUACAUCUAAUGUAAUUCCACCUGUGCCAUUAUUUCUGGGGAAGCACAUUUUUUUAGACCUUUUGAAGCAAUUGGUAAUUGAUAUUCUAUCAACACAAUUAUGCUUCUUGUACCUUAACCUUGCAAAAGGGUAAAAUGUUCCCCAUAAAUCUGCAUUCUCUGUCUUACGGCAAAAUGUUCAUUUUUCUUUGAUGAUAAAAUGAUGAUUAGCAAAAAUAGCUUUGCAUGGAUAAGCUGUUGCAAAUAAAUUUGUAAUAUUGGUAUGCCAGCAGACAUGCAGGAGAGCUUAGUUGAGAUAACGUACGUGGGCAUACACUUAUAAAAGUGUGCAGCCGUCUACAAUGGUAUAAACAUAGAGAAGUUUAGUCAGCAUAGCGAAACAAACACACAUGAUGAACAAUUAUAAUAUUAUUAUAAUAUAAGAAGCAAGGGAUGUUUCAUUUCUGUUAAAACUUUGUUGUUGCAAUUCAAAUUUAAACUCAGAAGGUCCUUGGUUGAAGUGGCAAAAAAGAAGAAUGAACCUAUUUGCUUAUACUGGUCGAUGGUUGUGGACUAAUGAGGUAAAACAAAACCAAAAAAACACACACACAGAUCCGUUAUUUAUUACAGACAAAAUACAAGUCACAAGUGUAAAUAUCAUUAAGAAUGAAACAAAAGACAAUGGUAUAUUCUGAAGAAACGUUGUGGUGCAUGCCCUUAAGGAUGACUUCUUAGAGCUUAAGGGGUAAGGAAUGGCGCUCCGGGAAGGAUAUAAGACUGUUUCCCAGAGCACGUAAAGAAUUAGAGGAAAUGGGCUGACUAUGAUUUUACCAGGAGUGGUACAGGAACUGUCAACAGUGCCAUACUUCCCUGCUCUUGUAUUGUUAUGACUGGGCUGCUGCUGUUUUUGCUUGUAUCCCCUCCCAGCGAGGGUAUGUUUUGUGUGCAAAGGACAUUAAUAAAAAGGAUGAUAGUGUCUUCAAAA